AUGCAUCACUUGAGUAAAGGUCUUCGAUGUUUAUUAAAUCGAUGGAACUAUAAAAUUAGUAAUCGUACGCGUAUUACAAAGAAAACAAUGAUUAACGAUUUGGUUACAGAUUUGAUACAAUCUCCAGCAACAAAUGAAGUUAACUCAUCAACAUACAAUGGCUCAAAUCAAAUUCAUGAUACGUCAACCAAACAACAUGAUAAUAAUCAUCAUAAUUUUUCUCUUGCAAAGACUACAGCUUCAAUCAAUAUUGAUCCAUACUCUGAUUAUCAACUUACAGAUCGUAUUCGUCAUAGUGAAGCAUCAACAUCUGAUAGUGAAGAUGAACUUGAUCAUCUAUAUAUUGAUUCUACACCAACUUCGCCACCACAAGUUAUAUCGGCGAUACUUCCUCAACCUGAAGCAUCAUCACCAUUCGCUGUUGAACGUUCUUCGUAUACAGUCAACUCGAAUAAAUCAAACGAAAUUUUUUCUAUUCAGAAAUUACCAUCAACACAAAUCAGUACCGAAGAAUGUGACGAAGCCGAAUAUAGUCAAAUCAAUAAUGCAACUAUCAAGCGUAAACGUACGAAGUAUCAAACGUCUAACACAGAUGCCAAAAUCGCUACAAAACAACCAACACGACUUACCAGAAAAAAGAGUCGAGUUAUAUGA
This is a messenger RNA of Rotaria socialis, 654 nucleotides long. The record is from the annotation of a GenBank genome assembly. NCBI's taxonomy places the organism in Eukaryota, Metazoa, Rotifera, Eurotatoria, Philodinida, Philodinidae.